Molecule: messenger RNA, 880 nt
Organism: Juglans microcarpa x Juglans regia
Lineage: Eukaryota; Viridiplantae; Streptophyta; Magnoliopsida; Fagales; Juglandaceae
Product: reticulon-like protein B22
Exons: 4
Coding region: 164-658 (164 amino acids)
Source: RefSeq, a predicted model, not a curated record
ACUAAUAGGAAAGAUAAAGUCGAUUAUUCUACAGGUGUCUCGUGGUAUGCUGCCAUUUAUUGAACGAAAGAAUGCUCAAAGAAAUGAAGGAAGAGCGAGCGAGGCUGCGACAGAAAAGGUUGAUUGAUGAAGGAGUGAAUCGCGAGGGCUUCAAUUGUGGGGAAUGGAUAGCAAUGAUUGUAAGAACAACAACGAAAGCAAGGGGAGCAGUAGACAAGGGAGGAGAAGCCAACUUGGGAUGCCUUUGAUUCUGUUGAUCAGCGGUACUUUGGUGUACUACCACUGCGCAUAUAGGAAGGCCAGCCUUCUCUCUUUGGUCUCCGACGUCCUCAUCGUUCUCCUCUGCUCCCUCGCCAUUCUCGGUCUCCUCUUCCGCCAAUUGAACAUCUCGGUACCCGUGGAUCCACUUGAGUGGCAGAUUUCUCAGGACACUGCUAAUGGCAUUGUUGCGUGUAUAGCUAAUACAGUUGGAGCUGCGGAGUCUGUUUUGAGGGUUGCCGCGACGGGGCAUGACAAGAGGCUAUUUUUCAGGGUGGUGGUUUGUCUGUACACGCUAUCCGCUUUGGGACGAUUUGUUUCAGGUGUUACAGUUGCUUAUGCUGGGUUGUUCUUGUUUUGUCUAUACCUGUUAGCAGAGAAUUCUCAAUCAAUCGGCUAAUGUGUGUCUCAGUUUCCGAGGUGAAGAAAUGGCUCAACUUCAGAGCAGGAGUUGGAUGUAGUCUGUGAUAUGUAAAUUCAUGCAUGCGCAGUUAUCUUACUACAACUAUUAUGGUGACCCUCUUGGGAUAUUCUUGAUAAUUGUGGUAAAACUGUAAAAGAGUAGCAAUUAUUUGGAACAGAUGCACGACUAAAUGAAUGCUUGCCUCAGCUCAUUUGACUC